This is a messenger RNA of Pseudoliparis swirei, 1713 nucleotides long. RefSeq lists its product as uncharacterized. The record is from RefSeq and is a predicted model, not a curated record. Gene Ontology annotation, molecular function: magnesium ion transmembrane transporter activity. Bases 1 to 1065 code for a protein of 354 amino acids. The transcript has 5 exons. Gene Ontology annotation, biological process: magnesium ion transport. Gene Ontology annotation, cellular component: membrane. Lineage: Eukaryota; Metazoa; Chordata; Actinopteri; Perciformes; Liparidae.
AUGGAGGGGAACCCUCUGGACUUCUACAUCGGUCUCUCCCUGGCCGUGAGCUCCAGCGCCUUCAUCGGUGCCAGUUUCAUCCUGAAGAAGAAAGGCCUGCUGCGAUUGGCCGGCAAUGGCUCCACGCGAGCAGGUCAAGGGGGGUAUGCUUACCUGAAGGAAUGGCUGUGGUGGGCAGGACUCAUUUCAAUGGGAACUGGGGAGGCCGCCAACUUUGCUGCAUAUGCAUUUGUGCCAGCAACACUGGUGACUCCUCUUGGAGCAUUGAGUGUACUUGUAAGCGCUGUGCUGUCCACUUACUUUCUGAAUGAGAGGCUGAAUGUUCACGGGAAGAUUGGCUGUUUGCUGUGCAUUUUGGGCUCCACAGUGAUGGUGAUUCAUGCCCCGAAGGAAGAGGAGGUUGCUUCCCUCAGUGCCAUGGCUGAGAAACUCAAAGACCCAGGUUUCAUUGUGUUUGCUGUGUGCGUUGUUGGAAGCAGCCUGGUUCUUAUCUUUGCUGUGGCUCCACGGUUCGGACAGAAGAAUGUGCUGGUCUACAUCCUGAUCUGCUCUGUGAUUGGCUCCCUGUCUGUGUCUUGUGUCAAGGGCCUGGGCAUUGGCAUUAAGGAGCUGUUUGCUGGCACAGCGGUGCUGAAGGAGCCCCUGUUCUGGUCCUUAGUCAUCUGCCUGGUAAUCUGCAUCAGUGUUCAGCUCAAUUACCUGAACAAAGCCCUCGACAUCUUCAACACCUCCAUCGUCACUCCCAUCUACUAUGUCUUCUUCACCACCUCAGUCCUAUCCUGUUCAGCCAUCCUCUUCAAGGAAUGGUUGCGUAUGACCACUGACGGAGCAGUGGGAACAAUCAGUGGGUUCCUCACGAUCAUUUCAGGGAUCUUCCUCCUCCACGCCUUUAAGGACAUUACAUUUAGCUGUGAUUCCCUCCCACUCUACUUGAGGAAGGGUUCUCAGGGCUUUCCAUGGGGGCACCAGCCUUACGUGGCUCUUCCUAGCCACGAAACCCAAGCAGAGGGAAGCUCAAAGGGGGGCCGGGGAACGCACCAGAGAGCUCUUAAGGAGGACCAAUAGUCUCAUCACUGCUGAGAGAAAUGUCUUAUUGCAAUUCUACUUUCAAGUGUGUCUUACUCGAUGCAGUAUGCACUGGAUGAACACAGUUGCCUAAAGUGAGGAUAAUGUUCCUGUUGAAACAUUGAAUUUCAUUUAAAAUCUACAUUCAUAGUUGAAUGACAAAUAAAACUGACUUUGACUUUGAAUAUGAUGGUACACCCACAUCUUAAGUAAAAAAAAAAACAAGCACAUAUUGUUUGGUUUGUUGCACUGGUGUACUUGUUUUUUUAAUCCAGUAUUAAGUUUAAAGAAUGUAAGGUUGAUAAGCAUGCCUAAACCAGAUUGUGCCUUCUAAAACUGAAAACAAGAACCUUAUUCCUAGGUUUGCACUUUUACCAUGAGCAUAUAUGGUGUCGUACGAAUAUGAUUUAAGCCCAAGUUAAAGACAAACGAAAAUGAUUUGUCCUGAAUGCAACUCAAUCGUGGGUUUUUUAACAUGUCUGAAUAAUUACUCUUGAGUUACUGUAAUACCUCAGUAUUGUAUACAAACUGCACCAAAGAAUAUCCUUUCCCUGUGUGACUUAAUUCCCAACAUGUGCUCAGCUGUAACAUAUCUCCGGUGUAACUGAACUUUGUGUCUAUGAAUAACAUUUAAAUUACUUGCCUACA